AAAAAAGUAGGCGGGCUGAACAGUGGACUGCUAGGAGUGACGAACUGGGACCAUGGGAUGUGUGUUGUAUCCUCUUCUGAGUCCAUGUGAACUCUAGUGGGAUAUUCAGGUGUGAGAAGAUAGACAGUUUACAGUGGAACCUACAGAGGAGAGGACCAACAACAACUGGGAGAGCAUCAGUGGCACUUACCUUUUCUUCACUUCAAAAACUCUACCUGUUGACAGUAACAUGCCCCUGACCCGUUCCUUGUCCAUGACGUCACUGAGCGGUCUGCCUCUGUGGGAUGAGGAAGAUCUACCUGUAGACGACCUGCUGCUGUUUGAGGUUGCCUGGGAGGUCACUAAUAAAGUGGGUGGGAUCUACACAGUGAUCCAGACCAAGGCCAAGAUAACUGUGGAUGAAUGGGGGGAGAACUUAUUCAUGAUGGGGCCGUACUACGAACACAACUUUAACACCCAGGUGGAGCAGUGUGAGCCCCCCAACCCAGCCAUCAAGAAAGCCAUGGGCGCCCUCAUUGACAACGGCUGCCUGGUGUACUUUGGGCGCUGGCUGAUUGAGGGCAGUCCCUAUGUGAUCCUAUUUGACACGGGGUCAGCAGCCUGGAACCUGGACCGAUGGAAGGGGGAUCUGUGGGACACCUGUGGUAUCGGCCUGCCCGCCCAUGACAGAGAGGCCAACGACUCGCUCCUCUUUGGAUCCAUGGUUGCCUGGUUCUUUAAAGAGUUAACCGACGAGCUUGGAGACUCGCCCAAUGUCCUCGCCCAUUUCCAUGAGUGGCAGGUCGGGGCAGGACUUAUUCUCUGUCGCUCACGGAAGAUUCCCUUGGCAACCAUCUUCACAACCCAUGCCACUCUGUUGGGAAGAUACAUCUGUGCCGGAAAUGUUGACUUCUACAACAACCUGGACAAGUUCAACAUAGACCAAGAGGCUGGUGAGAGGCAGAUCUACCAUCGCUACUGUCUGGAGAGAGCUGCUGUCCACUGUGCCCAUGUCUUUACAACUGUAUCCCAGAUCACUGCUGUAGAGGCUAACCACAUGCUGCACAGGAAACCAGAUGUGGUGACUCCGAACGGAUUGAACAUCAAGAAGUUCUCAGCCAUGCACGAGUUCCAGAACCUUCACUCCACUAAUAAGGGUCAGAUUCAGGAAUUCAUCAGGGGACACUUCUAUGGUCAUCUGGACUUCAAUCUGGAGAAAACUCUCUUCUUCUUUAUUGCUGGACGAUAUGAGUUCUCCAACAAGGGAGUUGACAUCUUCCUGGAGUCACUGUCCAGGCUCAACUAUCUGCUAAGGGUGCAUAAGAACGACGUCACAGUGGUGGUGUUCUUCAUCAUGCCAGCCAAGACCAACAACUUUAACGUAGAGACGCUGAAGGGUCAGGCGGUACGCAAACAGCUCUGGGACACUGCUCACACUGUGAAAGAUAAGUUUGGCAAGAGGCUUUAUGAGGCGUUGUUAAAAGGAGACAUCCCUGAUAUGAAGACCAUCCUGGACAGAGACGACUUCACCAUCAUGAAGAGAGCCAUCUAUGCCACACAGAGACACACCCUUCCUCCAGUGACCACUCACAACAUGCUGGAUGACACCUCCGACCCCAUCCUGGCCAACGUGAGACGCAUCGGCCUCUUCAACGCUCGCACUGACCGAGUCAAGAUAGUGUUCCACCCAGAGUUCCUGUCGUCCACCAGUCCCCUGCUUCCUAUGGACUAUGAGGAGUUUGUACGAGGCUGUCACCUGGGGGUCUUCCCUUCUUAUUACGAGCCCUGGGGAUACACACCAGGUGAGUGUACUGUGAUGGGGAUACCCAGUGUGACCACCAACCUGUCUGGCUUCGGCUGCUUCAUGGAGGAACACGUGUCAGACCCCACAGCAUAUGGGAUCUACAUAGUGGACCGGCGGUUCCGUUCGGCAGAUGACUCGUGUAACCAGCUGACCCAGUUCAUGUUCGGGUUCUGCCAGCAGUCCAGACGACAGCGCAUCAUCCAGAGGAACCGCACAGAGAGACUGUCGGACCUGCUGGACUGGAGGUACCUGGGACGGUUCUACAUGCACGCCCGGAGCCUGGCUCUCAGCAGGGCUUUCCCUGACAAGUUCAAGAUGGAGCCGCUGGCCCCGCCACAGGUGAGACAGAGGGAUUCCGUUACCCCCGCCCCGGCUCUGUGCCCCCCUCCCCCUCGGCGUCGGUGCAUUCCACUCCCCACCACAGCGAUGAGGAGGAUGAUGAAGAGCCGUAUGAUGAAGAUAAGGAGGCGGAGAGGGACAGGCAGAACAUCAAAGCCCCAUUCACUCUGGGUGCCACGCCCGAGGGCAAGAAGACACACCCAGGAGAGUCUGCCAACUGAGAGAUCUCUCGCUACGAGCCUGGGAUGGCCGAGCCUGGGAUGGCCAACCCUGGUCCAGCCCAGAACGUACAACAUUAGCUCUGUCUCAAGUAGCUGUUACACAUACUACCUAUGUAUAUUUUCGAAGAGAAAAUGCCUAUUCUUUUGAUGCUAAAAGUCCCCUCACGCCCAUAGGAUAUGAGACAUGAAUAGUUUAAUCAAUAGUUAUAUUUCAGGAAUUGCAUUGAGACGUCUCUCGCUCUAUAGCCUGGGAUGGCCAAACCUAGUCCUGAACACAUUACUUCUAUGAUCAGAUAUACCCUCAGACAAGUGUUGCUAUGAAUUCUAAAUCAUUUUAUUCCACAUUUGAUGAAAUAAUACAUUCAAACAUGUUCAGUGUAGCCGUACUUAAGAGUCCAGUGUUUUUCUCACAUCGCAUUACAUAUUCGACAUCCAACAAGAGAUCAACAGAUGCAAUAGAUUAGAAUGUUAUCAACAAUAAUAAAUGCAUUCUGAAACGCA
Oncorhynchus keta (chum salmon) is the source of this 2844-nucleotide messenger RNA. It is a transcript of the gene gys2, whose product is annotated as glycogen synthase 2. Gene Ontology annotation, biological process: glycogen biosynthetic process. The record is from RefSeq and is a predicted model, not a curated record. Gene Ontology annotation, molecular function: alpha-1,4-glucan glucosyltransferase (UDP-glucose donor) activity. The transcript is spliced from 16 exons. The coding region runs from base 230 to 2491 and encodes 753 amino acids. Lineage: Eukaryota; Metazoa; Chordata; Actinopteri; Salmoniformes; Salmonidae. Gene Ontology annotation, cellular component: cytoplasm.